Ostrinia nubilalis (European corn borer) is the source of this 2446-nucleotide messenger RNA. Its product is annotated as zinc finger protein 260-like. The transcript is spliced from 8 exons. Lineage: Eukaryota; Metazoa; Arthropoda; Insecta; Lepidoptera; Crambidae. Gene Ontology annotation, molecular function: DNA-binding transcription repressor activity, RNA polymerase II-specific; zinc ion binding; RNA polymerase II cis-regulatory region sequence-specific DNA binding. Gene Ontology annotation, cellular component: nucleus; nucleoplasm. Bases 89 to 2173 code for a protein of 694 amino acids. Gene Ontology annotation, biological process: regulation of transcription by RNA polymerase II. The record is from RefSeq and is a predicted model, not a curated record.
CACUGAAUGCAUGCCAUUACAUUACAAUUAAAUAAUCACUCAUAACAACAAAUGCAGCCUUUGAAUUCAAUGGCGUAUCGUUGGUAAAAUGACCAAAAUCAACGUGUGUAGAAUAUGCCUGGUUCAGGAAUUUCAGGAUGCUUGCCUGUUCCCGAAGGCAAACAAGCAGCUGGAAAUCAUUUACGAAAAGUUCACAAAUAAACCGUUCAAAACAGAAGAUGGAAGGCCGUCGGGUGUGUGUCGCAUCUGUUGCCACCUGCUCCUUAAGUGUCAGAGGUUCGUUGAGAGUGCGGUCAAAGCGGACGAAGUGCUUCAACAACUAUGGAGUAGCGGAGCUGAGAUCACAGAACAAUCUUUGUCUACAAUCGACAGGAAGUUUGUAUUCGCAUCGUUCACUCGGUCACCUGUUUCCAUUACGAACGUCACGGGAGAACACAAAGUGGAAAUCCAGGUCGAAGUCAAGAGUGAAGGAGAAAAGUGUUCGGAGGAUGUUAUUGAGCAGGAUCAAACAGAUACCCAAACCAGCACCAGACAAUCUUGGGUGAAGCUGAAAACUGAAAAACUACCAUCAGGUGAUCCGCUACAACUGGCUGAUGUGCAUGAAGAAAACGUCGAGUUUGAUAUCAAAAUCGAAAACUACGUGGAUGAGUCUGAAGUCAGUGAGAAUAGCAACUUUGUGAAGUGUGGACCUCAGAACGAAGAGGAGAGAGCGCCGUCGUCUGCGAGUCCGGUGCGCUUACGUCACGAGUGCGCGGCGUGCUGCCGGGGAUUUGAGAGCGCGAGCGAGUUGUACCAACACAACCGGGACCACGACGCGCAGAGCAGCGGCGAGUUUGAGUGCGCCGCGUGUCACAUCCGGUGUCGAACCGCCGCGGAUCUGAAGCGGCAUGAAGACGUGGACCACCAACGGUACCCUGGAGAUAACCUCUAUGGUAAAUCCAAACCAAAAGGACUCUCAAAGCAUACUACCACAUCAGAAAAUACGUCUUCAAAGGAAAAGGCACGCGCAAGAAAUCAAGUCCCUCACGCAAUAAAUAUAGAUACAAUUAAAAUUGAACCGAGUGUUGGUCCAUACCCAAAAAGGAAUAAUCGUAGAAACACAAUCUUAAAAACGCCUAAAAAAGAAUCAAAUUCUACUUCCAUCCCAAAGGGCCUUAUUAUAAACAGCAAAAAUCCUCGGUUUUCCUGCGAAAUAUGCGGAAAACAUUUUUUACACAAAAGUGUUGCCACACGUCAUAUUUAUACGCACUCAGCCAACAAGCCACAUUCGUGCGAAUAUUGCGAGAAAACAUUCGCACAAAAAGGCGCUUUGGUAAACCACGUGAGAAUACACACAGGUGAAAAACCGUUUUCGUGUAUGUACUGCAAAAAAACCUUCACAGGGAAGGCGGCUUGCAAGUAUCACGAAAAAUUACAUACAGGUGAAAAACCGUUCUCGUGUGACACUUGUGGGAAGAAAUUCCCACAGAAAAGUACAUUGAAUUCUCACGUUAAAAUACACUCAGGUGAGAAGCCGUAUUCUUGCGAGAUAUGUGGAAGGGCUUUCGUGCUCAAAGCCAAUUUGACUUGCCACGUGAGGUCGCAUACAGGCGAAAAAUUAUUCUCAUGCGAUAUAUGUGGCAAAUCUUUCGCGCGUAAAUUCCAUUUGCUAGAACAUACCACGUCACAUACCGGCGAAAAGCCGUUCUCAUGCGAUUUUUGUGCGAAAGCGUUCGCUGCUAAAAGUAUUUUAAAGAUCCAUUUAAGAAUACAUACAGGUGAGAAACCGUACACUUGUAGAUAUUGCGGAAAAUCAUUUAUACAAAAUGGAAAAUUGAAAGUCCACGAAAGAAUGCACACGGGCGAAAAACCGUACGCUUGUGAGUAUUGCCCGAAGACGUUUCUGCUAAAACUUGGCUUAGACACUCACAGACGAACUCACACGGGCGAAAAACCGUUCCCAUGCCCAAUAUGUGGGAAAUACUUUUCAGAUAGAAGCGUGGUAGCGCGACAUAAAAAACUACAUGCCGAUAAGUUGCCUUUUUCUUGUGAUCAUUGUGGAAAAUCAUUUUCAACUAAACGCGAUGUGACACGUCACAUAAACACACACACAACUGAAAGGCGUCCGCAUGUUAAAAAACGGAACGCGUCCAAAAACGAAUUGAAGACUGACGAGUUUACGAUUAAAAGUUGAAGCUUAAAGGUCAUAGCAGACUUAUCAACUCGGAAAGGGAUCAACACCGUAUCGCCUUUCGCGCGCUGUCAACCGCGAGGCGAGGCGUUUACGUUACGGUGCGGAUAAGGCCCAUAACACACGUGAUGACACCACACAUGACGCGACCAGUUUGAAACCGGUUUGAAAUGGUCGCGUCAUGUGUGGUCUCUCAACGGAAUCUAUGGCAGAAACUUAGAUGCAACUCAAAUGUAACUAGAAGCUGCAGUUUCGUUGCAAUGAGGGCUAUCGUUU